GUGUAGUUUUGUGCCUAAGACACUGUUUAUGAGCAUCAUACUUACUUUCCAUGUGUCUCGCCUCCUGUCAGAAGUCCUGUGUGACCCGCUGAGUGAUUUUAACGUAUGGACGUCCACUCGGCCCCUCAACAACAGCGCCAAGGGCCACGCAGCCAACGAGAGCGUCGUCAUCGCAGCCACACGGCUCGACGGCAGGUCGUUUUUCUGGGAGCAGGCGCCGUCGGCCGAAGGAACCGUGUCUGGAAUCGUCACCCUAUUGGCCACCAUUCAAGCCCUCUAUCCUGUCACUCAGGAAGCUCCGCCCCCUCACAAUAUCUUCUUCAGCUUCUUCCAAGGGGAAGCCUUUGACUACAUUGGCAGCUCAAAAAUGGUGUAUGACAUGGAAAGAAAUGAUUUUGUUAUUGACUUGAACAAUGUGCACUCCAUGCUGGAAAUUGGGCAGGUUGGUCUGCACAGGGGGCGGAGCCUCUGGAUGCACUCUGACCCCGUAUCCCGCCAAAACAAGAGUGUGGACACACAGGUGUCGGCGAUGAUGAGCAGAGUGCAGUCUGCUGCUGCUGGUCUGAACCUCACAGUGGAUCAGCCGUCGGUCAGUCAGCCGUUGCCGCCCUCGUCCUUCCAGCGCUUCCUGCGAGUCAGAGGGAUCCCAGGCCUCGUGCUGGCAGACCAUAACACCUCAUUCAACAACAGAUACUACGAGAGUCUGUACGACGACGCAGAGAACCUGAACGUCACGUAUCCUCCCGACCUGAGUCCAGACGAGCAGCUGGUGUACGAGACGGACGCGGCCAAGUCUCUGGCUGAAGUGGCCACACUAGUCGCCCGCUCACUUUACAUCCAGGCCGGAGGAGAGGAGAAAAACUUGAACAACAUCACCGCCGACCCCAAGAUCGUCGCUCAGUUGCUGUACGGUUUUCUAAUUCAGAAGAAUAACAGCUGGUUUCGGUCGCUGCUGCCUCCUGAAGUCACUAAGAAAGGAGACAACAGCAUUCUGAGUUCUGGUCCUCCUCAGUUCUACAUCGGUCUUGGUCCUCGCAUCCACGGCCCAGUUCACAGCGUCACGCGCUUCGUUCAGUACAUUCUGGCCAAUCUGACGGGAACCAUCACCAACCUCACGGAGAGCCAGUGCCAGAAUCCCAGCGAGGUCAACACAGAGAACAAAGACUUGUUCUCGUAUUUCUGGGUGUCGGGUCCGGCGUCGGUCAACAGCACCGGAGAGCCGUUCUGCGUCCGAGCGUCUGUGCGUCUCUCCAAAGCCGUCUCUCCUGCCUUCGAGCUUCUGGAGUACGGCUCUCCAAAUUAUUCCACAUGGACCGAGUCCCGCUGGAAGAGCAUCCGAGCGCGCAUCUUUCUGGUGGCCAGCAGAGAACUGGAGAUGUUAACACUGGGGGUGGGCGUGGCCGUGCUGCUGCUGUCUCUAUUGGUUACGUACUUCAUCAGCUCGAAGGCGGAGCUUCUGUUUAGCUCCGCCCGUGAACCGCCCACGACGACCUACUGACCUACUGAACAAAUCCAGAGUCCAGAAUCUCCAGCCGCUCAUUCAUUCACUCAUAAUCCCUACAACACAGAAACACACUUCAGUUCACGACUAAUUUAUUCAAACCUGACCGGAUUCUUGUUGGUUUUGCCACACUGGUUUUAGCUGGGCUGGUCUGAACUGCUCUGGACUCUCCUGGAAAUUUGUUCAUAUUUUUUUUAAUAAUUUUUUUUAUAAUUCCAGAUGUUUUUUCUGAUCAUGACAUGGGCGGGCACAAAACUAAAAGCUGAUUUUAAGUGAUUAAGAUGAGAAUAAGUGUGUGUGUGUGUGUGUGUUUUUGUGACAAAUGAGGACAUAAAUUUGUAUAAUG
This is a messenger RNA of Sinocyclocheilus anshuiensis, 1847 nucleotides long. It is a transcript of the gene ncstn, whose product is annotated as nicastrin. The transcript is spliced from 11 exons. Lineage: Eukaryota; Metazoa; Chordata; Actinopteri; Cypriniformes; Cyprinidae. The annotation marks the transcript as partial. Gene Ontology annotation, cellular component: plasma membrane. Gene Ontology annotation, biological process: Notch receptor processing; protein processing. The record is from RefSeq and is a predicted model, not a curated record.